AUGGCGGAACACACCAAGCUCAUCACGAUCGAUCCUAACGGCGACACCCUCCUCAAGCUCAAGGACAUCCACUGGGAGCUACCGGAAUGGAUCGACGAAGCCACUCGUUUCGCACCGCCCGCCGAGAUCACCGAGUCAUCACACAAGGAUACUGCGAUGGAAGGUGCGGACGGGAGCGACCGGCGUAAGCACCCCGAGGAAGUACACUUCUUGGUGUCAUCACGUCAGCUCCGUCUUGUAUCUACUUACUUCGACGCCAUGUUCAAGAGAGACUUUGCCGAGAGCGUCGCCGAUUCCACGGAUGGGAAAUACCAUAUCUGGGCUACUGAGUGGAACCCUACGGCGCUGGAGCAACUUCUGAUUGUCGCGCAUGCUCGAAAUACAGGCGUAAAUGAAAAUGUCAGUUUCGACGUAGUGGUCGACAUGGCUUUGAUAGUUGAUUACUACGACAUGCACGAGACGCCAUACACUCACGCCAAGAGACUCUUUACUCGAUGGUGGGGCAACGGCACGUAUCGUUCACUCAUGCCCGAGAGUGUUCUUCAUGGCAAGGUGAUUAGGUGGAUGUUCUUGUCGAAAGUGUACAAAGAUAAUCAUAUCUCUCGGAGAACGAUCGAAAUAGCAAAGAAACACAGCAAGGGGCCUCUGCAAGAUCUGGGAUUGCCACUGGGCAACAUUCCAGAAAAGUUAGAAAAGCACCGACAGCAGGCUAUCAAAGCGAUCGUCGACCAGCUGGAUAGUCUCAUCGAACGUCUUCGCAGAGGUGAAGAAUGCUGCAGCUUCACAUGCCGGUCUUCCGUCCUUGGCUCCUUGAUACUGCUCAAGCAAUCUGGUGGACUCUCCACAGUCGGAGGGGGCACCAUCUCACCGUCUUACCAUGGCAUGAGUCUCCAGGAAGCCUGUGCCGCCAUGGGGGCUAUGGUGACCCGGAAACAAUCUUCUGUUAUGGGAGGCAGGAUAAUUCUAGAUCAGGGAUAUAUGCCCGUAGGAGCAUGCAAGGAAUGCGACUUCAGCGGUUUGUUCGAUCGGAUUAUGAAGAAGGUCGACGACGAUCUGAAGUUCCAACUUGAUCUCAGUCCGUCAAGACCCGUCAAAUCCUCGGACUGA
This is a messenger RNA of Alternaria triticimaculans, 1107 nucleotides long. RefSeq lists its product as uncharacterized. The transcript is spliced from 2 exons. Bases 1 to 1107 code for a protein of 368 amino acids. Lineage: Eukaryota; Fungi; Ascomycota; Dothideomycetes; Pleosporales; Pleosporaceae. The record is from RefSeq and is a predicted model, not a curated record.